AUGGUUUUGAAUUAAUAAAACAUAAAUUAAUAAAUAUUCGUAAGAAAAUUAUGCUCGCAUAUUCGUAAGAAAAUUAUGCCCGCAUAUGCGGGCAACACACCUAGUUAAUACUCCCUCCGUUUCAUUUUACUUGUCGUUCUAGAAUUCAACACACAGAUUAAUAAACAUUUAAGUUUAUCUAUUUACUAGAUAAAGACAUCAUUACCAAUACAGCUAAAGCAGAUUUUAACUAAUAAAAAAAUAGAUUAGAAUAAAAAGUCAAUAAAUUUUGCUUUGAAAUCAUAAAACGAUACUAAUUUUGAAGCGAAAAUUUUGCUCUAAAACGACGUCUAAUUCGACACGGAGGGAGUAUGUAUAGAUCAUUCAACUUUAUAGGUAAAGAAACGUGAAACUAAGUUCUUGAGCCAUCAAAACACAAACCCCUUCAUCAGUUCCGUCUUCUAAUAUUGUUAGCUCGGUUAAAGCGAAGAACGUGAACCAUAAGGAUUCCACUAACAUUUGGCACACUCCAACAUCACUUCCUAACUAGUUACAAAAUUUUACUCGAUUAGCAUCACACUAUCUCCAGAUAUAAUUCUUCAAAGUCUGCAGUUUUUAUGUAGGGCUUCUAGAAAUGUAUAAAGGCUUCUUUCUUUUCUUGCAUGCAAUAAGUGACUUCAAUAAAGUCUAUUUAUUAUCAAUAAUAUAAGGCUAGUAUUCUUUUUUUCUUUCUCCGGUCUCCAUAAGGCGAAUGGCAAGUUGUGUUCUUACAAGUCUUCUUUAUUGGUGGACAGUCUCAAACCACGUGCUACGAACUUAUCAACUUAGCUUUCUCUGAUAUAAAGUCUAAAGACCCAAUGCUUCAAGAAAAGUAUUCUGGAAUCAUUACAGCAUCAGCAGUGUACCAAAAUAUUAGAAUCUUUCAAACAAAAUAAUAUUAAAAAAUAAAAAAGUACGAGAGAGGAUGUUAAAAAAGUGAGGAUCGAUGGGUGGCAAGAAACGUUAAACACUCCUCAGAAACCUCCAUAUGCCAUUUGGCACUCUUUAACUGGAUUAAAUUUUUAAUUGCACUAAAAUUUAAUUAGAUAAAAGAAGUGAUCUAAAACGCGGUAGGCGUUCAUUAUAUAGCGCCUAACCGUAGACGCCUAAACGAAGUAUAUACGGAUAUAUACUUUUACACGAAAUAUAAGUAUACAAUUAAUAUAUAUACAUUAUUUUUGAAAAAACUGAACAUAAAUAUAUUUUAAAUCCACUUUUAUGUAUAACUAUAUAGUUUAACAUAUAUAAAUAGUUUUAAAUUAUAAAAAUUAAAGCUAUUUUAAAUAUAUAAAUAUGAUAAAUUAAAAAUGAUUUUGAAACAAUUAUACUAAUAUCUACAAUCAUAUAAAUACAUAAAAUAAGUAAAAGUAAUAUAAAUAAUAACAUUAGUAAAAUAAAAUAAUAAUAUUAACAUUUUAUAUUUUCUGAAUAUUAAUGCUUAAAAUCCGCCUAGGCAUCCGCGUAGACCACAUAAUGUUCGCCUAAACGCUAUUAUUCGCCCGAAUUAUAUAAAUCCGCAUAAAACACUGUAUAAUAUAAAAACAGUACGGUUGGCUACCGUAUAGCGUUUAAACGCCGCCUAGGCGCCUAGACCGUAUUUUUAAAUACUGGAUAAAAAUUAAUACUAGAAUACUAAUAUAUUAAUUGCAAGAGUAUCCACUCACUAAUCAUGCUCUUAGAUUAAACUUCUUCAUGUUAUGAUGAUUAAGACGCUAGGCGGGAAGAUAAUUGUAAAUGAUUAGUCAGAUGGGAUUGAUUAGGCGAUUUCAAUGUAUACUAGUCAAAUUAAGCACUAAUAUAAGUGUCAUCUUGAGAGUUUACAAGUUAUUUAUUUUUGGUACAGCCGACAAAGAAAAACAAAGUUGGUCCAUAAAUCUUGAAAACUGAUCCUAGAUUCUGACAAGUGUGGCAAGUUGACAGAGGAGAAGUACCAAUGAAACCAAAACAAGUUACGUAUGCAUAUACGUCAGAAUCCGUACCCAAAAUGAUCUCACAAGAAUCCAAACUAACGUGUGGAUGGUGGAUUUUAUACAUUAUAUAUUUAGAAAUACUGUAAUGAUAAAAUAUUAUAUGCAUCAAGCAAAGACUCCCACAAUCAUUCAAUACGUCAAGAAAUUUUACUUUUUCUACGAGGUUCAGAAUCUUUUACUUCUCUGAACUUAUUUCUCAAAAUUCUCAUAGUAAAUCUCAUUUUCUUUGCAACCAAAGCAAGAGAAACAUGAGUAGUAGUAAUCCACAACACAAGCUCCAUGUUAUGUUCUUCCCUUUCAUGGCUUAUGGCCACAUGAUACCAACUCUUGACAUGGCUAAGCUUCUCUCCAGCAGAGGAGCCAAGUCCACUAUUAUCACCACACCUCUCAACUCCAGGAUCCUCCAGAAACCGAUCGACGUAUUCAAGAACCUGAAUCCCAAUCUUGAUAUCGAUAUCGAGAUCUUCGAUUUCCCUUGCGUGGAGCUAGGGCUACCAGAAGGAUGCGAGAACGUCGAUUUCUUCACCUCAAACACCAAUGUUGACGGUAACUACAUGGCCCUAAAAUUCUUAAUGUCCACAAGUGUUUUCAAGGAUCAGCUCGAGGUUCUCCUCAAGAAGACAAGACCAAACUGUCUUAUCGCCGACAUGUUCUUCCCAUGGGCUACUGAAGCUGCUGAGAAGUCUCAUGUGCCAAGACUUGUGUUUCACGGCACUGGCUACUUCUCUUUAUGCGCUGGUUACUGCAUUAAAAUGCAUAAACCACAGAACAAAGUAGCUUCGAGUUGUGAGCCCUUUGUGAUUCCAGAGCUCCCUGGUGACAUAGUGAUAACUCAAGAACAGAUCAUAGACGGAGACAACGAGUCCGAGAUGGGGAAGUUCAUGAUUGAUGUGAGAGAAUCAGAGCUGAAGAGCUCAGGUGUUGUUGUGAACAGCUUCUACGAGCUUGAACCUGAUCACGCAGACUUUUACAAGAGAUUUGUAGCUAAGAGAGCGUGGCAUAUCGGUCCGCUCUCUGUUAUAAACAGAGGAUUUGAAGAGAAGGCUGAGAGAGGAAAGAAAGCUAGCAUUGAUGAAGCUGAAUGCCUCAAAUGGCUUGACUCCAAGGAACAAGAUUCAGUCAUAUACAUUUCAUUUGGGAGCGUGGCUUGCUUCAAGAACAAGCAGCUGAGAGAGAUCGCUCUAGGGUUAGAAGCGUCUGGCACAAAUUUUAUUUGGGUUGUGAGGGAAAACACAGAUGACAAAGAAGAAUGGUUGCAAGAAGGGGUUGAAGAGAGGCUCAAAGAAAGAGGAAUGAUAAUAAGAGGAUGGGCACCACAAGUACUGAUACUUGAGCACCAAGCAACAGGAGGGUUUGUGACUCACUGUGGCUGGAACUCGCUUCUUGAAGGUGUGGCUGCAGGGCUACCUAUGGUGACGUGGCCUAUUGGAGCAGAGCAAUUCUACAACGAGAAGUUGGUUACGCAAGUUCUCAGAACUGGAGUGAACGUGGGAGCCACAAAGCAUGUGAAAGCUAUGGAAGAUGAUAUCAUUAGUAGAGAGAAAGUAGAGAAGGCGGUGAGAGAGGUCUUGGUUGGGGUAGAGGCGGAGGAGAGGCGUAAACGGGCGAAGAAGCUGGCGGAGAUGGCUAAAGCUGCGGUGGAAGAAGGAGGGUCUUCUUUUAACGAUCUAAACAACUUCAUAAAAGAGUUCAGCUCAUGAUGGUUCUUCGUAUAGAGUUUUGGUUACAACUCUUAUAUUGGGAAUAAGACAAAACCUAAUGUAAUAUUCAAUGAUAUAGGUUAAUCAAUCUUUCAUUUUCA
Molecule: messenger RNA, 3789 nt
Organism: Brassica napus (rape)
Lineage: Eukaryota; Viridiplantae; Streptophyta; Magnoliopsida; Brassicales; Brassicaceae
Product: UDP-glucosyl transferase 73B2
Exons: 1
Coding region: 2237-3688 (483 amino acids)
Molecular function (GO): UDP-glycosyltransferase activity
Source: RefSeq, a predicted model, not a curated record